Tilletiopsis washingtonensis is the source of this 1087-nucleotide messenger RNA. RefSeq lists its product as hypothetical. Gene Ontology annotation, cellular component: endoplasmic reticulum membrane. Gene Ontology annotation, biological process: endoplasmic reticulum to Golgi vesicle-mediated transport. The transcript has 3 exons. The coding region runs from base 28 to 636 and encodes 202 amino acids. NCBI's taxonomy places the organism in Eukaryota, Fungi, Basidiomycota, Exobasidiomycetes, Entylomatales. The record is from RefSeq and is a predicted model, not a curated record.
CCAACCCUCCCUCGACCCGCCGCCGCCAUGGGCGACCUCACCACGUCCCUCAUCCUCCUCACCACGACGUUCCUGCUCGGCACGCUCGCGGUGCACUGGACCGCCGACCACCUGCUGCUGUGGCAGUCGCCCAUCACGCGCGCCUCGCUCCUCAGCGCCCACGGCUACUACGCCGAGACGCUCGGCCACCUCUCGGCACGCGCGCUCGCGGCGCUGUACGCCCUCGGCGGCGCCGCCGUGCUGGCGUGCUGCGUCAAGAUCGCCGCCGGGCGCGAGAGCAACUGGCUCUUCGACGGCGCCAGCCUGUUCCUCUACGGCGCAGUCGGCCUGGUGUACUUCCAGAAGAUCCGGCCAAGCAUCCUCGCGCUGCCGACGGCCGCCUCGCCCGCCGCCGACCCGCUGGACCCGCUGGACCUGACGCUCGUGCCGCUGCGCGAGCUGGCCUCGUCAAACGCCGUCAUCGCCGUGGCGCUGAUCGGCGUGCUGAUCCUGCAGGCGGGGCAGUACUAUUCGGAGCGCCUCGAGGAGCGCGAGCGCAUCGAGGAGGACGAGGCGCGCGUGCGGCGGCGGCGGCGGCGUGCCGAGAAGCUGCUGGCGACGCAGGCGAAGCUGGCGGCCACCAGUGCGUCGCAAUGAGACGGCCUCGCGGAAAGCGCUGUCGAGCGCUCGCCUCUCUGGCUCUUCGGCUCGAGUCUCACACUCCCACUCCACGCGGUCUGCACCACGCUAGGCUCUCUCUAAUGCGCAAUGAACCGCCGCUCUAUGCUAGCCACAGCGAGGCCUGAGUGCUGCCAGCCAGAUCACGAGGAGCUCAGGCCAUGCAGCGUCGGCAGAGGAGGCAUGCAUUCAGCCUCGACGUCCACGCUUGUGCGGCCGGGGCGCCUCGCCGCCCUCGCGCCCAGCCGCCGCUGCCCUCUUGCGCUGCGGGACCGGCAGCGGCGCCGCACCGCUGCUCUCGCGCGCGCCCAUCGCCGGCAUGUCGCGGCGCUCCUUCUGCGCGUUCUUCUUGCGCCGCCGCUCGAUGCUCUUGCGCAGCUCCUUGCGCGAGCUGGCCGCCGGCGUGUCGGACGAUGCCGCGCCGCUGGCG